Molecule: messenger RNA, 1958 nt
Organism: Colossoma macropomum (tambaqui)
Lineage: Eukaryota; Metazoa; Chordata; Actinopteri; Characiformes; Serrasalmidae
Product: nuclear factor 7, brain-like
Exons: 6
Coding region: 223-1737 (504 amino acids)
Molecular function (GO): protein binding; zinc ion binding
Source: RefSeq, a predicted model, not a curated record
UUACACAGCAGCAGGACUAAUCCUGUCCAUCUCUCCGAUCUCUACACCAAUCACAUGCACCUCCUCCUGAGAGGGAGGAGCUUCACUGUGCGAGGAAGUCUGCACUGUUUUCACUUUCUUUUCUUCAGAUUUGCUUCUGCAGCGGCGAAACUGUCUAAACUCUUUCUGUCACUUCUGUUUGCUGGCUUUCCCGUCUGUCUGUCCUAAUCUGUCGCCCUCUCCAUGGCUUCCUCUCUAGAGGAUGAUCUCUCCUGUUCGGUGUGUUGUGAAGUUUAUCAGGAUCCUCAGCUGCUUCCCUGUGGUCACAGUUUCUGCUGCCGUUGUCUGGAAAAACACUUUGCGGUCAACUCUGCCCGAACCUGUCCUGUGUGUCGCCGGACAUCUCCGCAGAAACUGGUGGCCAAUCUGGUUCUGAGGAACGCCUGUGAGUCGUACCUGAAGGAGAAGGAGAAGAAGAACGAUGGAGAAGUAAAAUGUUCUCAACACGGAGAGAAACUCCAGCUGUUCUGUAAGACGGACGAACAGGCCAUAUGUCUGGAGUGUAGGAAACAGAAGCACAGCUCUCACAGAGUGCAGCCUCUGGCACACGCCGUACGGCAACGGAAGAGCCGAGUGAAAGUGGCGCUCCGUCCAGCUGAGAAAGCUCUGGAGGCUCUGAGGAACGGCACCACUCAGAACAGCCAGAUCACCAAAUACAUCGAAUCUCAGGUCCAGCAGGCAGAGAGGCUGAUUAAGAAAGAGUUUGAGAGAUUUCACCAGUUCCUCCAUGAAGAAGAGGAAGCCAGGGUCACUUCGCUGAAGAAAGAAGCGAAAAGGAAGAGAGACAGAGUGCAGGAAAGGAUAGACCGAGAGAUACUGUCUCUCUCCGAGAGAGUGAAAGAAGUGGAAGAAGAGAUGGAGGAUGAUGGAGCCACUUUCCUGCAGAAUUUUGACUCCGUGUUGCAGAGAGCUGAAUACACCGAGCCGGAUUCAACGUUUGGUUCAGAAAGUCUCAUCGACAUGCCUGAACACGUGGGGAAUCUUGGCUACAGAGUGUGGAAGAAGAUGAAGGACAUCUUUCGUUAUUAUCCUGUGGUGCUGGACCCAAACACUGCUCCUGCAGACUUCUCCAUUUCAAAUGACCUGGUUUGUGUUGGAAAGUCAAGCCGUGACCGCCCCAUCCCUGUACCCCAUCAAGGGAACCGCAUAGUGCUGGGAUCUGAAGGGUACACAGAUGGCAUCCACUGCUGGGACAUCGAGGUGGGAGGCAGCAAGCACUGGACCAUUGGGGUGUGUCAACGCUCAGCACAGAUGUACCAUUCGGUACAACCAUUGAGCCCUGAGAAUGGUUUUUGGGCUCUAAUGUGCCGUAAUGGGAAUUCCUACAAGUUCCUUGCCUCAAAGUCAGGUUGUUUUCGGCUAAAAAAGAAGCUCAGAAUGGUGCGGGUACAGCUGGCAUGGCAGUACUGUCUGGAUUGUUUGAGCAAGAAUAUUUGUAGUCGGAGGAGGACAUUAGGCUUUCUAGAUGCUGAUGAUGGAUCCAUGAUUGCUUUCACCGGAGUGCCCCCUGGGGUGGCGCUGUUUCCAUUUCUGAUCCCAGAGGAGCGCUUUGCUCCUUUGCAUAUUGCUCCUGUUGACAUACCACUGACUGUGGAGCAGAUAUUACCUUUUGAAGAAAAUAAAACAAAAUACACUGUUUAUGCAAUAGUUUUGGUCAUAGUUAGUUUCAUACUUGGUAUGUUGAUGAGAAAUGAGUGAAAAGGAGAAAAAAAGACUCAUUUCAGAAACUGUGAUUUAGCUGUUUUGAAGCAUGUUUUAACAACCAAAAUUAUUAAUAUAUUCAAAAGGUGGAGUGAAGGAAUGUGUGAAAAACAUCUUUGUGUAGCAUCUCACAUGGAUUUAUCUAUUAUUACUGGCUUGGAAAAGUUCUUUCUUGAAAUUGCAAGCAUGGAAACACAUAUAGUUGAUCAAUCUAACCC